GUAGGCUUCUCAGAGCAGCUCUGAGAUAGUUUAACUAUAAUUUGAGGUCAUAGGUAGCAGACCCAAAGCAGUUCGGUAAAACCUCGCGUUUUUGCUCACUCGCCAGAGGCACCAGCCUCGCCUCAGCUUUCCGGGCGGCGCAGACACCUGCAAUCAGCAGGGCAUAGGAACCACCUGGAACAGCUGGUUCUCUUGGAAUCCUCUUCUCCGCGGGCAAGUUCACUUACAAAUCAGUUCUUGCAGCACAAAGAAAACCUUCUCUCCAGAUCAUCCAAGGGCAUUUGUGCCCACCUCUGAGUGUGGAAAAUUUCCACGCAGAGAAGAUCGAGGUGGGGCCCCCUCGGCGGGGACGCGGGGACCCGGGCCGGCGGCGGGAAGGGUGCGGGGGGCCGCGCGCGAGCGGUGGUGGGGCGGGCGCUCGCUGCCUCCGCGGGGCCGCCUAUUUAGGGCGCGGCGGGCUGCACGGCCGGGCUGCGCCUAUGGCUGCCCUGGGGGACGAGGGGCUGGACGGUUACAUGUACCCGGCGUGCGCCCCCUGCUCAUACCCGAUCCCCUACCUGCCCGCCGCUAAGGGCAAGGGCGCGGCGGGCGGGGCCGACUGGCGGCACCGGGGCGGGAGCUACCCUCCCGCCUCCUCCUCGUCGUCGUCAUCCUCGGCCGGGGCGGCCCCGGCGGCUCUCCCGGGCUGCGGGCAGCUGGCGGCCGCCGACUACUUCGACAGCUACCAGCGGGCGCAGCUCAUGGCCCUUCUGUCGCAAGUGAGCCCGAGCCUGGCCCCGGCACUGCGCAGGGCCGGCGGCCGCGACGUGGCGGUGCAGGUGAACCCGCGCCGCGACGUCUCGGUGCAGUGCUCGCUGGGGCGGCGCACGCUGCCGCGCCGGGCCCGCGACCCCGGCUCCCCGGCUGGCCCCGGGCCUGGACCCCUCCCCGAGGGCGCGGGCGGCGGCUCAGCGUCCCCGCAGCCGGCGCGCCAGGGCCCCGGGCGGGGCAGCCCCCCGAGCAGCGCGCCGCGGCCCGUGCGCUUCCCGCGCACCGUCGCCGUGUACUCGCCGGUGGCCUCCCGCCGCCUCACCACCCUCCUGGAAGGGGCCGGGGGCGCGGCGGGGGAGCGAGGGCCGCCCUCUCCGAGGCCCCGAGGCCCCGAGGCGGGAGAGACGUCGGUGAGGACGGCACCCCAGCAGCCGCAGCCGCAGGACGAGGAGGAGGAGGACGAGGCCCAGGGCGCGGGGUCUGGGCUGCCGCCGCGGGAGGCACCGGGAGGGGAGGCGGCCCCGGGGCGCGCGCCGAGCAGCCUGGAGCAGCCCCCGCCGGGCGGUAUGGCCCAGGCUGCCACGGGCGAGAGGCCGUCGCUGCGGAGCCCCGAGCCGGGCAAGGAGCGCCUGCGCUUCCAGUUCCUAGAGCAGAAGUAUGGCUAUUACCACUGCAAGGACUGCAACAUCCGGUGGGAAAGUGCCUACGUGUGGUGUGUACAGGGCACGAACAAGGUCUACUUCAAGCAGUUUUGCAGAACUUGUCAGAAGUCUUACAACCCUUACCGAGUGGAGGACAUCACCUGUCAAAGUUGUAAACAGACUAGAUGCUCCUGCCCAGUAAAGCUUCGCCACAUUGACCCCAAAAGGCCUCAUCGUCAGGACCUGUGUGGGAGAUGCAAAGGCAAACGCCUGUCCUGUGACAGCACUUUCAGCUUCAAGUAUAUCAUUUAGAUGAAAGUCAAAGAGGGGGAAAAAAGGUCCUGCUGGAUGUGUGCUAGUGGGACAGCUAAGUUAGCUUUUUCCGUGCUCCUCCUUUCUGCCUCUCCCUUCUCAAGAUAUGUCAGGAAAGGCUGUGUUUUUGGCAAAGCCUUUAAAUAAAAG
Equus caballus (horse) is the source of this 1853-nucleotide messenger RNA. RefSeq names its product zygote arrest 1 (gene ZAR1). Gene Ontology annotation, cellular component: cytoplasm. The record is from RefSeq and is a predicted model, not a curated record. NCBI's taxonomy places the organism in Eukaryota, Metazoa, Chordata, Mammalia, Perissodactyla, Equidae. Gene Ontology annotation, biological process: translation.